AUGGAAGAAACUAAAGGAAUCUCUGAUCCGGAGAAUGGGAGUUCGAGUUACGGCGGUAAACCGCCGAAUCCUCUCUCCUUCUCUUCUUCCUCUUCCUCUUCCUCUUCCGCCGCCGCCGCCUUAUACAGGCAGACCUUUGACGGCGACCGCUAUAUGGCGCCGCCCAAGUCGCUUGUUCGACACCCAUCUCUCGUGAAGACAAAGGUGUCAGAUUUAUCAGUUGAGAACGAGUUUGCUUUAGACAAGAGUGAGUUUGUUCCCUCUAUGCGUUCUGGAGCUUGGUCGGAUAUUGGCUCCAGGUCGACCAUGGAAGAUGCUUAUCUAUGCCUCGAUAAUCUCAUGGAUAGUUAUGGUCUCAAGGAUUCCGAGGACGGACCAACUGCCUUUUACGGGGUAUUUGAUGGACAUGGUGGGAAGCAUGCUGCUGAAUUUGCGUGUCACCACAUACCAAGGUACAUCGUUGAGGAUCAAGAGUUCUCUAGUGAGAUCAAUAAGGUGAUUUCUUCAGCGUUUCUUCAAACAGACUCUGCCUUCUCCGAGGCUUGUGCAUUGGAUGGGACCCUUUCAUCAGGAACUACUGCUUUGGCUGCUAUUCUUUUUGGGAGGUCGUUGGUUGUGGCAAACGCUGGAGACUGUAGAGCAGUCUUGUCUCGUCAGGGCAAAGCCAUUGAAAUGUCAAAGGACCACAAACCCAUGAGCUGUAAAGAGAGAAGACGCAUUGAAGCAUCGGGUGGAUACAUAUACGAUGGCUAUCUGAACGGGCAACUUAAUGUGGCUCGUGCCCUAGGGGAUUUUCAUAUGGAAGGCAUGAAGAAAAAGAAAGACGGUACUAACGGUGGACCUCUCAUUGCAGAUCCUGAGCUUAUGACAACUAAACUGACAGAAGAAGACGAGUUCCUCAUAAUGGGUUGCGAUGGGGUAUGGGAUGUGUUCAUGAGCCAGAACGCUGUUGAUUUCGCUAGAAGGAGAUUGCAAGAGCACAAUGACCCGGUUAUGUGUAGCAAAGAGUUGGUUGAAGAAGCUUUGAAGAGGAAGAGUGGGGAUAAUGUGACGGCGGUGGUUGUAUGCCUUCAGCCACAGCCGCCACCGAACUUGGUUGCACCGAGGUUGAGGGUUCAAAGGAGCUUCUCAGCGGAGGGUUUAAAAGAUUUGCAGAGCUACUUGGAUGACUUGGGCUGCUAA
Messenger RNA from Eruca vesicaria subsp. sativa (arugula), 1182 nucleotides. NCBI's taxonomy places the organism in Eukaryota, Viridiplantae, Streptophyta, Magnoliopsida, Brassicales, Brassicaceae. The record is from the annotation of a GenBank genome assembly.